UCGGGCUUAACAAAACAUGUCCUGUGUUAGUGUUGCGCUGAAAAUUGUUGUCGCGUGGUAAAUAUUUUGAUUAUACUUUCGACGCUACGAUAUUUUGUUCGUCUGCUGAUGUAAACGAAUAUAUUGCUGUAAAGGAAAAAUAAAAGUUUUUUUUUUGUGUGAGCGAUAUUUCAUGGUGUCAAAGUGGCUUUUUUGAUUACAAUCAAUUAUUUAUGUUGUUCAAUGAAAAGUGAUGUGUUAGGCAAAUAGCGGCCGACCGACCGAACAACAACACAGAAAAAAACACGUAUAAACGAAGGAUAAUCGUUAGGAGAGCAUUAAUUUGUUUCUAUACAUUUGGAGGGAAACUUUUAUCAGUUAAACAGAGAAACAAAAAAGAUUUUUCAUUAUUUUCCGAACUGGAAUAACAAAUCAUCGUCCAUUCAAGUCAAAAUUGUUUAGAAAUUUAUUUUGUGACAAACACUCGGUUCAAUAUAAAAAAAAGUUUUUUUCCUCGAACGUCGAUUGGUACGGAUUAAUCAUGAAUUUCAUAUUGGUUACCAGUUUUGUGUUUCUGCUGAUUGAAGCUUCGGAGACAACACACCGAUUUCAAGAGAAUUAUAUUGAAGAAGACAAAUAUACACCUGGAUUCCUAACACUUGGCCAAAAAUAUAGCAUAGCAAUUGGGUCAACGGUUGUAUUGCCCUGCAAAAUUAAUGAAACAGACCGAACCAACCAUUACGUAUUAGCAUGGAAAAGGGAUAUUGCUGUUUUAACCGCAGGAAAUGUUAAAGUUACAAUGAAUCCGAGAAUACGUUUAAUGCCACCACAAGGCAUUGCAGAAAUAAAUGAACCACGUUCCAGUAGUUACAAUUUAGAAAUUCAAAAUGUACGCACUAAUGAUGCCGGUUCGUAUGCUUGUCAAAUUGGUACAAUUGUUCCCAAGGAAAUUGUGCACAGUUUGGAAGUAUUAGUGCCGCCGAAAAUCGACUACGUUGGCCCAUCGACAAGAGUGGAUGUAUCGAAAGGUGCUUCAAUCAAACUGGAAUGUAGGGCUACUGGCAAUCCACCGCCGAAAAUUGUGUGGUCAAGGAAGAACAAUGUGAUGCCAAAUGGUGAAGCAAAUAUAACAAAUAGCGUACUAGAAAUGAUGCAUGCAGACCGUCACACCGUUGGCCAUUAUAAAUGCACAGCAGACAAUCGUGUCGGUCAACCAGACAUCCGAGAUAUUUUCGUAAAUGUAUUAUGUGAGUAA
Messenger RNA from Bradysia coprophila, 1234 nucleotides. Its product is annotated as limbic system-associated membrane protein-like. Gene Ontology annotation, cellular component: axon; plasma membrane; neuronal cell body. Gene Ontology annotation, molecular function: axon guidance receptor activity; protein binding. NCBI's taxonomy places the organism in Eukaryota, Metazoa, Arthropoda, Insecta, Diptera, Sciaridae. Gene Ontology annotation, biological process: synapse organization; homophilic cell-cell adhesion. The record is from RefSeq and is a predicted model, not a curated record.